Molecule: messenger RNA, 532 nt
Organism: Racocetra persica
Lineage: Eukaryota; Fungi; Glomeromycota; Glomeromycetes; Diversisporales; Gigasporaceae
Source: the annotation of a GenBank genome assembly
AUGCUAGAUAAUAUACUUGAUAACUCUGGUAUAGGAGCCACUAUUGCACAUAUUCAGGGUGCUAAUGCUAGAGCUAUAACAAAUGUAGUUGCUUCUUUUCUAAACGUUCUACUUGGACUUACAGGUGUACAAAUUAUUCUAGCUCGAAAUGUUGCUAAAGAUUGGAUGGUAGCAGGAGGGUAUUCAACUAAUGUUGUACCAGUUGCACCAAAUGCUGGAGGAGGUAAUUCUAUUGUUCUUGCAGGAGUUCGAUCAGGACAAAGGCUUCAUCAAAUAAAAAAACAUUAUCUAACUACUAAUAAAUAUGUAAAAAUGUUAGAAAUUAGUGUAUUAAAACAAGGUGCAUAUGAGACUGUACCUUCAUUCUGGGCUAAAAUUCAGAAAUAUGGUGAUCAACUCGGUUAUAUACCAGCACAGAAGAAAACCUAUUUCUUAUCAAGAGUUAGAUCUGAUAUCAGAGAUGAAAUUUAUAGGAUCGAUCAAACAAAACCUAUUAAUGAUAUUAUUGAUAGUUUGGCAGAACUUGAAUUAC